Messenger RNA from Stereum hirsutum FP-91666 SS1, 507 nucleotides. RefSeq lists its product as uncharacterized. Bases 1 to 507 code for a protein of 168 amino acids. The transcript has 3 exons. Lineage: Eukaryota; Fungi; Basidiomycota; Agaricomycetes; Russulales; Stereaceae. The record is from RefSeq and is a predicted model, not a curated record.
AUGCUGAUCGUGUAUUGGAGUGUUGAGGGCCAUCAGUUCAAUAUCUAUGAAGAGGCGGGACGUGUGCAUGUGUUGAUUAUGGUGCCGUGGUCGGAUCCGCUCUUCGUCUGUGUACUUCUGAUCACUGGCCUCUUCGACCUCUCAUAUGGAACACUCACCAUCCUCCGCAUCCUCAACGUCAGCGAUCACCGCGAGCUCAUCCGCCUCCGCCUCCUUCGCCUACACAAACCCCUACACACACACCCUUCAUCCGCCUCCUCACACACCCUUCAUCCGCCUCCUCGCCCUCUCCUCCCUCCUCGCCCUCUCCUCCCUCCUCCUCGCCCCCUCCACCACUCCGUACCACUCAUCUCCCUCUCCAUCAACACGUAUUCUACCCCCUGGGUUAGAACUUGGCUGCGAACUCAGGCUUCUUCGAGGCUCGAGGGUAGCGCGGAUUCCGCCGGACGGGCGAGGUGGAGAGGUGGAGAGGUGGGGCAGCGACGGUCGUUCUUUGGUAACAGCUGA